Messenger RNA from Naegleria lovaniensis, 2016 nucleotides. RefSeq lists its product as uncharacterized. Gene Ontology annotation, cellular component: membrane. The transcript has a single exon. Lineage: Eukaryota; Heterolobosea; Eutetramitea; Acrasida; Naegleriidae. Gene Ontology annotation, biological process: carbohydrate transport. Gene Ontology annotation, molecular function: symporter activity. The record is from RefSeq and is a predicted model, not a curated record. Bases 1 to 2016 code for a protein of 671 amino acids.
AUGAACAAACCAAGAAGGGCAAAGAAAGAAGCUCUUUCCUCCCACAACUAUGAUAAGAAUCACAAUCAUGAAAGAAUGGAGAAUGUUCAUUCGGAACGUUCCGAUAUUUCAACCAAUUCCAAGGAAUCAUCAUCGUCGUUGCCAAGAUCAUCCACUUCUUCAAAAUUUUCUUCCAUUCUGAUUGCUGUAUUACCGACAUUAUUAACUUCCGUUAUGGAUCUCUAUAUUGAUAUGCACUUGACGAAAUAUUAUUUAGAAGAUAUUUGUUCCGAUAAUUCCAAUCAUGAUCAGCCAUAUUCUUUGCAAUGUAUUUCUCCAUCCCGAUUUGGAUUAAUUCAUUCCUUGAUCCGAUCUCUGAGUUUAUUUACUGAUUUUUUCAGUGCAACCAUCAUUGAUAGCCAUUUACCGUUUCAACAACCGACCUUAUUAAUAGUGUUGGCACCACUGUAUUGGUUCAGUAUUUGUGCCUUAUUCAUGGGUCCUUCAAUGAUUCACAAGUAUUCAAACCAUGAAAAUAUGACAAGGUGGCUAUUUUCAACCGAUGUAUGGUAUACACUAUGUUCCUUAAUGAAGAAUAUGAUUCCGUUACGAGUGUUGUAUGAUUCAAGCAUGAUGAGAAUGUGUAAAACUUGGAAUGUGAAAGAUCGAGCCGAUUUAUUUUCUUUCAAACAUCAAGCCUCCUUGUAUGGAGGAUUGUUGGGUGGAUUUUUACCACCGCUAGUGACGUGGUUAAUGGGAGAUGGGCCAGUCUUUCCACAGUUUUAUGUAUUAUUUGGAUCAUGCAUGGUUAUUUUGUCCUAUGUGGUCAUGGGAAUGUUCUUGAGAAGAAAACAAACCAUGAUGAUGGAAAGCGGUCAUGAAAAUUCUCCAGAAAAAAAGAAAAAUCCUUCAUGGAUUCCUUCGUUGAGAAAGUGUUUUGAAAAUAGAGCAUUUUUGGUCUUGCUCUAUUUAUUUACUUAUGAGACAUUGAGAGGAUUGUUGUGGAAUGGUCUUUAUAUUUUGUAUUUAACCAAAGUGUUACAUCUUGAAGGUUCAGAAUUUGAUUUCUAUUCUGGAGUCAUGCAUACGGCAGGUAUGGUAGGAGCCAUGGUGUUCACUCCAGUGUGGCAAUUGAUUGCUUCAAAAUAUGGAAAUUAUAAUUCUUGGCUCUUUUCAUACAUGUUACAAAUACCCAUUGGUGUGUUUGUUUAUUUGGUAAUUGAUUAUUCUGAGACAACCUCUCAAAUUUAUUGGUAUUUGCCAUUUUUCAUGCUGCUGACAAUUACGGGAAGGGCCAGUGGCUUCUUGUUGGAUGGUAUUAAGAGUACAGUAUUUGAUUAUGACGAAUUGAGAACUGGAGAGAGACGAGAAGCUUCUAUUGAGGCAACUUGGUCAGUCAUUCCACGAUAUGUGGACAUGCUUUCGAGCUCUGUUUCUUUCGGAAUUUUAUCGUAUUUCAACACGUAUGGCAUGACACCAGGUCAAAUUGCAGCUUUGAAAAACGGAGAAUAUACAAUUAAUGGGAAACGAUCAAUAUCUGUACAAGCAGCACUUCUCCCCUCCCUUACUUCCAUUAUUUGCCUAUUAUUAAUGUACAAAUUUCCCAUUAAUGAUGAAAUGCAUUCGAAAAUACUUGAAGAGCUCAAGAAGAAGCGAGAGAGUAACAUCAACAGUCAACCUUCUGAAAUUAUUUUGGAUCCAAUUACCAACGAGAAAAUUCGAAACGAUCGAGAGGCACAUCACUUGGAUGCAAGCGCAAAACGAGAGCUCUCGCUAGCCAAAGACUACUUUUUUUCCUUUGAGCUUGAAAACAUGAAGAGAAGCAGCUUCUAUUUGAGACAUGCUUGGCACAUUGAGAUUGCACUUUGCACACUGUUGUUUGCAUGUUGUUUGACAUUUGGAUAUCACUUUGUCACGUCAGUUUUGUUGGGCAGAGACAUGUUUGCAACAUUAUUUUUGUGGUUAAGCUCCGUGACAUUCACUUGGAGUGGUUUUCACUUUAGCAGAAUUGGUAUUGCAAGAAAAAUUGUGAAAUAA